CAACUUCUAAUUUUAUAAAUCUUCUCUCCAAACAAAUCAGAGGUUCCCCAGAAGAGGAGAGAGAAAUAUCAAAAUUCGAACUAAAUGAUCAACAACCGGAUGGUCAUUUUAGAAUUAUAGUUUGCACAGAGGUAGGUUCUAGUACAAAAAAUAUAUCAAUCGAAGUUAGUAAUGGUAAUAAAUAUGGAAUGAAUUGCGGGAAAUAUUACGGUUACAACAAUCAUCCAAAGGUUAAAUGGAAUUGUAUUACUAUAGAUAUGAGAGAUCCUGUUACUGGCGGUUAUGAAAAUACUUGGAUUAAAAUAUAUUAUAGUAAAUGCAAAAUGUUUGGAAACAUGUCUUUAAUUAAAACUAAAUUGGUGGACUCAACAAAGAUUGCAUCUUUAAAUAGGAAGUCAUUUGUAUUUUAUUGGGCUUCAGAUAAAUCAGAAUAUUUUUUAGAUGCAUAUAAUAGACCAACUCCAAAUCAGUUAAUGGAGAAUUUUGUUAGCUAA
Dictyostelium purpureum is the source of this 494-nucleotide messenger RNA. RefSeq lists its product as uncharacterized. NCBI's taxonomy places the organism in Eukaryota, Evosea, Eumycetozoa, Dictyosteliales, Dictyosteliaceae. The annotation marks the transcript as partial. The transcript is spliced from 2 exons. The record is from RefSeq and is a predicted model, not a curated record.